This is a messenger RNA of Zingiber officinale, 870 nucleotides long. RefSeq lists its product as uncharacterized. The record is from RefSeq and is a predicted model, not a curated record. Bases 169 to 537 code for a protein of 122 amino acids. The transcript has 7 exons. Gene Ontology annotation, molecular function: protein phosphatase inhibitor activity. Gene Ontology annotation, cellular component: cytoplasm. NCBI's taxonomy places the organism in Eukaryota, Viridiplantae, Streptophyta, Magnoliopsida, Zingiberales, Zingiberaceae.
UCUCUCUCUUUCGCACAGACGGACACCGUUUAUCGACACCAUCGUUGAAUUUGGGGAGGCGGAGAAGAAGAAGGAACAGAUCACCUCUCCCUCAAGCUUCGACAUUGCUGGUUCAAGAAUCCUCUCUCUCGGAGUUCUCUAAAUUCAUUCUAACCCUUCGUGUCAAACAUGGAUACUGAUGAGGAUCUGAACCAAACUGAGGCGAAUGAAAUGCCAUCAUCUCAACAAGAGGAGGAAGUACUCAAGAAGAAGUAUGGAGGAAUUGUACCGAAAAAACCACCACUCAUCUCCAAGGACCAUGAACGAGCUUACUUUGAUUCAGCAGACUGGGCAUUAGGCAAGCAGGGGGCGGAGAAACCCAAAGGACCCCUUGAGGCACUACGACCAAAAUUACAGCCUACUCAGCAACAAGCACGGUCUCGUCGAUCGGCCUACGCAUCUUCUGAUAAUAAAGAUGGAGGUAAUGCUACGGCUGAAGAGAUAACUGAGGACACCAACAGCAGUGAUCAUAAAAGUAUCGAUUUCCUGGAUCAGUAGUUACUGCCAUUCCAUUCUCCCCCUUUCCAAUGCCACAAAUAAGAAAGUGAGAGUGGAUUGUCAUUUUUCCAGAUUAAGGUCGAAGAACUUUCAUUUCAAUUUCAAUUUUUAUCAAAGCAUGAAGGAAGCACCUUCCAAGUUCAUGUCUGAACAACUUAUUGCUCCAAGGUUCACAAUUCUAAUAUCUUUAUGGAUAUAAAUUAGAAGCUUGCUAAACCCUUAAAGGAACUUAUAAUUCAAGGACAUCAACAAAGAUUGGCGAUAUUGUUGGAUCGUAGACAUGACGGUGGAGUGUAAUUUGAACUCAAUGUUAACUAUUAGACUUGGCACUAA